CCACAGCUACUCAUUCAGCUACCAUCACAGCGAUAUUAACGACGGUCCAUAGGAUACAAAAUAAGCUUUGGCUUUUACCGCAGACAGGUAAUCUCCAUCAUGGCAGCGGACGGACCUCCAGUCCGUGUCUUGCCCACCAUCGACGCCGCUGCGGGGCAUACCUUCAUCAAGCCCGCCAAACGCAUUCACGAGCAUGGCGAUGUCUCCGAAUUCCUGUGCUCUAAAGCUUAUGUGGACAUCAUGACGUUUUUGCUACAGCUCAACCGUGCGAUGUUUCCAGCAAAGCUGUCUGAUGGGUCUAUCCAGACCUGGCCCUUGAACUCCGACGCUGUGGAGUACUCCGCGCCAGUUCGUCAGCUUCAGCAGCUGCUCUCCAAGCUAGAGGCGAUUCUCGAGGAAGCACCUCCUGACAAAGGGCCGCGUAGAUUUGGAAACAUCAGUUUCCGGAGGUGGUACGAGCUUGUAGAAAGUCGCGUGACGGAGCUCCUGGAGGAGUGUCUUUCAGCGGAGAUUCUCCAGCGGAAGUCCUCUAACCCUGACGGACCGACGGCGGAGGCAGAACUCAAGGCAUAUUUCCUGGGGAGCUGGGGAAGCCCGCAACGCCUAGACUAUGGCACAGGCCAUGAGUUAAGCUUUCUGGCGUUCCUAGCUGGGAUCUGGAAGCUCCAUGGGUUUCCUCAGAGCACUUCGGGGGUGGAAGAAAGAGCUAUUGUUCUAGGGGUGAUUCAACCGUACCUUGAGCUAGUACGGACCAUCAUCAAAACGUACACAUUGGAACCAGCUGGUUCCCAUGGCGUAUGGGGAUUAGAUGACCACUCAUUCAUCCCCUACAUCUUCGGCUCCGCACAGUUUGCGCCCGCUCUGUCAGAAACGGACCGGGUGCCGGAAGAGGGCUCUUUGCCUGAUGCGCCUGACCCAACUGGGGUUGCAAAAGCGACUGUUGUGGAGCGAGAACGAAGGGGGAACCUGUACUUCUCUGCCAUUGGGUUCAUCUAUGAUGUCAAGAAGGGACCUUUCUGGGAGCAUAGCCCAAUGCUCUACGACAUUUCCGGAAUCAAGACCGGGUGGGCGAAGAUCAACAAGGGAAUGAUCAAGAUGUACAACGCAGAAGUGCUGUCCAAGUUCCCCGUGGUGCAACACUUUCCGUUCGGCUCCCUGUUUAGCUGGGAUCGCGAUCCGAAUGCCGUACCGCCUCCUUCUACCGCCCACACGACAUAUGCACCCCAGUCUCGAUCAAGUGAGAUCCCUUCUGAAGUACCCGGACCGGGAACCAAAGCCCCGUGGGCAACGUUUCCACCCGGGCCCCCAUCAGGAAGCGGAACGGCCGCUCCCUGGGCUACAGCAAGAGGCCCAAUCAGUGGAGCAGGUCUGCCUGACACCUCCCGGUUACCGCCGGGUCCGAUGGCGCCUACAAGAGCCCCAUGGGCCAGGGCACCGCCAGGGCCGACAGCCGGUGAUAACAGUCCCAAAGGGGACGUGAUGACCAGGGCGCCUUGGGCUAAAUGAUGCUAUGUUUAGCAGCACUAUCUGUAUAUAUACCCUUGCAUGAUAUCAGUUGCAUCCAUCAUGAAUGAAUCAUAAAAG
Aspergillus ibericus CBS 121593 is the source of this 1584-nucleotide messenger RNA. RefSeq names its product phosphotyrosyl phosphatase activator. The record is from RefSeq and is a predicted model, not a curated record. Bases 100 to 1506 code for a protein of 468 amino acids. The transcript is spliced from 3 exons. Gene Ontology annotation, cellular component: protein phosphatase type 2A complex; cytoplasm; nucleus. Gene Ontology annotation, biological process: mitotic spindle organization. NCBI's taxonomy places the organism in Eukaryota, Fungi, Ascomycota, Eurotiomycetes, Eurotiales, Aspergillaceae. Gene Ontology annotation, molecular function: peptidyl-prolyl cis-trans isomerase activity; protein tyrosine phosphatase activator activity.